AGAGUGGACCAAGCCUCUGAGUAUGCUGUCUGUGAAGCUUUUUCCCUUCAAAAGUCAAGAUAUCCACAGGGGCCUUGUCAUGGUCCUGUGACAAGUUUGGAAACCAUGGAACAGCUGCAAGAUCAUCAUGAGGCCUGUGAGGAAGCUCGAGAGCUGCUCAGUAACUGGAUGAAGUCCAAACUGCAACUGGAGCUGAUGAACAAUGGAGAAGCAGAAGUUGACUCUGUCCUCUCGGAAAGGCCUUCUGCAGCCCCUCUGAAGUGUGAGCGGUUUGAUGACUUGUACAGCUAUCUGGAACAUGAAUUGGAAAGUUCUUCUGUGCAAGAAUACCUACAGCAUCUUUUGCAGAUUGAAGUUGUGGACUGUGGGACAGUGGAAGACCUUAGACUUGACAUCAAAGAGAAACAAAAUCUUUCAGAUCCACGAAUAAUCAUGGAGCUUAGACACAAGCAGGUGAAAGAAAACCGAAUGAGGCGUCAGAAGGCUUUAGAGCUUCAGAGACAAGAAAAGUCCCUGAAGAAAUCAAUUCUGUCUAAGGCCAAGCUCCAAGCACAAGAGGAGGAGAGAAGGAAGGCCCUGAAGGCCAAGAAGGAGGAGGAGGAGAUCCGGAAGGAAAUGGUGAAGCUGCGAAAGGAAAUGGCUGAGAAAAAGCGCACCAUGGCAGAAGCACGGAGAAGGGAGGAGAAGAGACAAAGACUUCAGAAGCUGCCAGUGCAGGAGGUAUCCACUACUCCGUCAUCACCCGUCAUCUUGAAGAAAGAAGAGCAAGGAGAGGAGAAACAGAGAAAGGCUCAGGAGCUGCUGUGCAGGAUUCACACUAAUAAGCAGAGAUGCAUGCAGAAAUAUUUCUCUGCUUGGCUGAAAGUCGUUGUGGAGCACAGAAUUAAAAUGGGAAAAGCCAGAGCCCUUGCUGACUGGAAAUGCCAACUGAAGGCCCUGAGAGCCUGGAGAAACUAUACUUGGGCCCAAAAAGUAGAGCAGGAGGCACAGCAAUUGGAAGUCCAUCUCCAAGAUGAAAACAGGAAAACACAACUGUCUGUGGAGCAUAACCGGCGACGGCUUUUGCGCUGCUGCUUUCUGGCAUGGCAGCGCUGGAGCCAAGCAGAGACAGAAAAACGAGAGCUGCAGUUAAAGAGGGAGGAGACAAAGAGAAAAAUGGCACAGCUGCUAGAGGCAGUGUUGCUGAGAAAGAGUGGUCUGGACAGGCCACCGGAAGUUAACAAGGCUGGUACAGCAGAAAUAAACUGUCAUCAAGAUUUGCAGCAAGACAAGCCAACUGCAACUUGCCUUACCCACAAAGAGCCUGACCAGACUAGAGACCACUCUUGUUGGGAUGCUGCUGACACAUCUCAUUCCUCUGGAAAACCCAAAUUUGCCUGGGAGAGUACUCUAAAACAUGCAGCCUCGAGUGCCCAGGACCAGGCUGUGUACAGGAAUGAAACAGACACUCUCCCCCAGCACCAGCCACGUGGUCCAAAGACAGCUCCUGUUCAUGGAAGCCGUUUUGAGCAUCGUCAUGCCUUUCAGCAACAUUUAAUUGAGGAGCAAAGACAGCAGCUUCAGAAACAGCAAGAGCUGAUCCUUGAACUGCAGGAAAAUCAGAGGCUGAGCAGAGCUAAAGAAGAGGCUGCACAAGUUACAGCUGUAAUCCAGCCACUUAAAUCUGCUUCUCUAACCAGGGAGGAAAAACUGAAGGGGGAAAACCAAUCCAGAUGCAAGAAUACAAUCUCUUUGAGUCCAGCUGUUUCUCAUGGGCCACAAAACACAAGGGCAGUGAUGCAAGGCAGAAGGCCCUCCAGCCAGCUGACCUCAGCUCAUCCCAUACUGAAAGCUAUGGAGGAGAGAGCAAUUCAGCGAGCAGAACGGAGGAGGAAACUAGAAGAAGCCAAGCAACAAAGAAAAGAGGAAAAAUUGGCCCAGCUAAAGGCUGAAGAGGAAGCACGACAGAGGAAGGAGGCUGAGGAAAAGGAAGCUCAGCAGCAAAAACGACGGGAGGAGAGAAAGCAGCAGAAGCUGAAAGAGCUGGAGAAGCAGAGGAGGCUGGAGAGAGCGCAGCAACUGCAGAAAAAGGCCAGGGACCACUAUGAGAAGGUCCUGCUAAGAAAGCUGGGAAUGGUGCCAUGGAAAAAGCUGAGGGAGCAAGCCAAGGAAAACCUGGUGGUGGCCCAAAGGCACCACUGCUUGAGCCUGCAGAGGAAAUGCCUGAUGACAUGGCUCCAGGAUACCCAGGGGAGGCUCAUGGAGAAGGUGUCUCGGGCUGAGGUCUUCUAUUCUCAUACAUUGUUGAGAUGGGGCUUCAGGAACUGGCUAAAGUACAAGGAUUACCUCUCCACUCUGGAGGAGAGAGUGCGUACCCUCCAUGCAGCCUGCCUCAUGAGGAGGUACUUCUGGGCCUGGUUUGAUCUGAUCAUGGAGGAAAAAAGUAUCUUACAGGAGAAGCUGAAGAUUGCUACUGAACACAGUAACAAGGGACUCAUGCUGAAUGCAUUCAAGGCAUGGAGACAGUAUCCCUUACUGAUGAAAAAGGAAAGGGAGAGAGAAGAAAGGAGAAACCAGCUACGCAGGAGAGUAGCUGAAAUUCUUCCCAACUUCCGAACAUGA
Molecule: messenger RNA, 2601 nt
Organism: Apaloderma vittatum (bar-tailed trogon)
Lineage: Eukaryota; Metazoa; Chordata; Aves; Trogoniformes; Trogonidae
Gene: CCDC191
Product: KIAA1407 ortholog
Exons: 15
Coding region: 106-2601 (831 amino acids)
Molecular function (GO): phosphatase binding
Source: RefSeq, a predicted model, not a curated record